Molecule: messenger RNA, 839 nt
Organism: Triticum dicoccoides
Lineage: Eukaryota; Viridiplantae; Streptophyta; Magnoliopsida; Poales; Poaceae
Exons: 3
Coding region: 273-701 (142 amino acids)
Source: RefSeq, a predicted model, not a curated record
AGAAAUGUGUCGCUAGUCCAAGUCCGCUAUAGAAUUGUUUGUCUAUCACUUCGGCAUCCCUGUUGUGGACACAUUUCAGUGUGCAUUUUUUACAGGUGUAUGCCUCUCGGUGGUGUGGCGCCCAUUGCUCUACUGACCCAUUUCAAAUUUCAAACCCCAAGUGCGGGAAAGAGAGGAGCUACAGACAGAUAAGUAGUGAGGCAGAGGGCAGUGCGUAAGCCAUUCCUCUGUUUUAGUAUACCAAGUCCUUCCAUUAGAGGGUAGCUCUUGCCAUGGCUCCUAACCUGCAAUCGUUCUCGGUGUCUGGCCUGACGAAAUCUGAUCCUACUCACAAGGGCGCUGGUGUAAUCCCAGAGGUGUCUGAUGCAUCUGAAAGUUCAGUAAACCAGCCCGUAGGAGCAGGAGUAGCGGCGAGUUCAUCAUCUGGAGUGUCAGCAGUCGUUGAGCAGAAGACGCCGCCUGCAAGUGAUGUCUCGGAGGGCGGACACAUCGUGAUGCAGGAGGAAGUUGAGAUGCAGGCGAUGCAGGAUGUGGAAGAAGGCUAUGGAGAACAUGACCCAGAAGACCAGCCUCUGGGGAUGGAUGAGCUUGCAGAGGUUGAAGACGGCGAGCACUCUUCGGCUGGCGCCCAUGGCGAGCCGGAUGAAGAUGCAGAGGAAGACAGCAGCAGCUCAUUUGCCAAGCGUGCUAAACAUGGUUAGGGGGAGCAUGUUGAUGGCAGCGUCGGUAAUGAUGCCAUUACUGGCGUGGUUAAGAAUCGUGUGUAAUAAAAAAUUAUGUCGCUCUUUUGCAAGCUAGAAAUGAUAUGAAUGGUGUGUGCGUUCUUAAUAUCACCGUCG